CCCAACAGCAGCAAAACAAGCGCAAGGAACAGUGGCGCCCGUGAGACUGGUUUUGAAAACAAAACAAAGCCAAUCAAAACAACAAAAACAACUGAAAAAGGAAAAUUCAAUUUACAAACACCGGCACGAACGAGUCAACUUUUCAAGCCUUGCGGUCGAGGUGCUGAUGCGGAGUCGCCUCUGCCGGUCGCUCGCGUGAAGGCGUAUUGUUGUUGGCCACCAAAGCCAAGUGGAGGUCGCCAACGAAAGAAGCGCGUGCUGGCACGGCGAAGAGCGGCGAGGAGCCGGCAUGAAAGGAAAGGACACAAGUUGGAAUUUGCUGAGUUCGGUGGGCGGGGAGGAACAAACCGCAAUGACGCUCUCUCUCUCUCUCUCUCUCUCUCUCUCUCUCUCUCUCUCUCUCUCUCUCUUUCUCUCUCUCGAACCGGGCGUCUGUUCAAAAUCUGCUUACUCACGUUGACGCCGUGAUGCCUCAGAUUCGCAAUCCUCAACAGAUGGCAACGAACGGAUUUGCCUUUGGGCUGCUGCUUUUGCUGCUUUGCGUGAUCAAUCGCGUCCACUUGUCGCAAGCAGUCGAUGCUUGCACCGCGUGCAGUUGCUCGGGAAUCACCGUGGAUUGCACGAGCAAAUCGCUCGCUGAGAUUCCAACCGCAAUCCCACUCGCCACAAAGUUGCUGUAUCUGCAGGACAACCAGAUCACCAGUAUUCCUGCGUCGGCAUUGACUGGUCUGACUGCGUUGACCAACCUAGUUUUCCUUCGCAACCAGAUUACCAGUGUUGAUGCAAAUGCAUUCACAGGCCUCACUGCGCUGACUUACAUGGAUCUGUCCUACAACCAGAUGACCACCAUUCCCUCCUCUGCGUUCACAGGCCUGACUAUGUUGAACUUCUUAAAUAUCGGAAACAACAAGAUCACUAGCAUUGCCUCCUCUGCAUUUCCAGGCCUGACUGCGUUGGGACAAUUGAAUCUGGGAACCAACCAGAUCACCAGCAUUUCCGCCUCCGCAUUCGCGGGCCUGACUGCGAUGUUUUCAUUGGAUCUUCAGUCCAAUAAUAUCACCAGCAUUCCCGCUAAUACAUUCACCGGUCUCGCCGCGCUGUCUAUGUUAUACAUGCAAACCAACCUGAUCACCAGCUUUCCAGCCUCUGCAUUCACAGGCCCCACUUCCUUGGGUUUCUUAUACAUGCAAAACAACCUGAUCACCAGUAUUCCCACAGACGCGUUCAGAAACCUGACUGCGCUGAAUACCUUGGAUUUAUCCACAAACCAGAUCGCCAACAUUCCCUCCGCUGCAGCCACAGGCUUGACUGCGGUGGCACAAUUGCGACUGCACGCCAACCAGAUCACCAGCCUCGCCGCUAACGCAUUCACAAACCUGACUGCAUUGAUAGUAUUGACUUUGAGUGACAAUCCCCUGACCACAUUGCCGCCUGGUCUGUUUAAGGGCCUGCGAAAUGGUUUGUACUUGUCGUACACGUACGACCUUGCCCAGCCGCUGAGCCCCAACAACUUUACCUUUGGUGACAACACUGUCGCUCCGCCCAGCACAUACGGCACUGCAUCCACUCCAUAUCAGUGUGACAAAGCCUGCGCCACCUGCUUUGCGGCUGGGUCUGGUUCGUGUUGCCCGAACAAUUGCCUGUACUGCACUUCAACGUCUGUGUGCAGUCAGUGCAAUGACGGUUAUGUUCCAAUGGGUGGAUCGUGCGUGUCGCUCGCGUCCAUUGCUUCUGCUUCCAGCGCCUCCGUUGCUUCAGUCGCGUCCACGCAAUCUGCCUCGGUUGCGUCGCUUGUUUCCGCUACCUCAGAGCUCUCGGCAUCUGUCGCGUCCCUUGCUUCUGCGUCUUCAGCCUCAUUUGCCUCCGAGGUUUCUGCAUCGUUUGCUUCCGUUGCUACUGCCUCUUCAGCCUCAGUCGCCUCCGAGGCGUCCGCGUCGAUUGCCUCUGAUGCUUCCGCCACCUCAGCUUCUGACGCUUCCCUCGCUGCGGCGUCUUCAGCGUCAAUUGCAUCUGCUGCAGGCGCGUCGUCCGCCUCUGUCGCUUCUGAAGUUUUCGCUACCUCGGCAUCCUUUGCUUCCAUCGCGGCAGAGUCGUCAGCCUCGGUUGCAUCCCAGGCAUCCGCAUCAGCUGCCAGUGCUUCGUCUGCGUGGCAGACAUCGGCUGCAUCUGCUGCGUCCAAUGCUCCGAAAGGCUCAAGUGACUCAGAGUCAUGGCCGAUCAUUCUCGGAGUGAUUCUUGGCCUGUUAGCCCUCAUCUUGUUGGCUGCGCUGGCUGUGGCUCUUCGGCGUCGUCACGUACCAAAGUCAUUGCCAGCCAUCAGCACAACCACCAAACCACGCGAAUCUGCAUCCGCCUCAGAGCCUACCUAUCAGUCUGCUGAUCACAGCACUGUGUCGAACGUUGUGAAUCCAACCUAUGAGGCUUUGUCUGCCGCUGGCAACCAUGUUUUGUACGAGGAUGUUGGCUCGACGCCCCAGGCUCCUCCUGUCGGUUUGUCGGAACAGGUGUAUGCCGAAGCAUCUGCGGUUGCGCCCAGUUCAAUGCAAGCGUCAAGCAGCGGUGUCGAGUAUGCGCAUCCUUUGCUGCCUAACGCAUCGUCUGUUCGUGUGCAGCCCGCGUCCACACCAACCACGUACUCGGCGAUCACUGUUGUGCCAUCCGAGCAGAAGUACGAAGCGGUGUCUGCUACGCCCGCUCAAGCCUUGUACGAGGAUGUUGGCUCGCAGCCUGAAGCUUCCGCAGGUGCGUCGGAGCUGCUCUAUACCGAGGCGUCCACGGCUGGGUCUGGUGUCGUGUACGCCAAUCCUUCGCUGCCCAAUCCCUCGUCUGUUCGUCCGCCGCCAGAGUCCUCAGCAACCCCUUACGCGACAGUCGCAGCUUUGCCUUCCGAGGAGGUCGACUAUUCUUCGAUCGCAAACUAGACCAUUGUGCAUUUUCCAAUCUUGCUUGAAUGUUUGUUGUUCUCGUCUCGCUCUGAAAUCCCCAUAAAUUUCUCUUUGAUGUCUG
This is a messenger RNA of Capsaspora owczarzaki ATCC 30864, 3006 nucleotides long. RefSeq lists its product as hypothetical. Lineage: Eukaryota; Filasterea; Ministeriida; Capsasporidae. Gene Ontology annotation, molecular function: protein binding. The transcript is spliced from 14 exons. Bases 468 to 2921 code for a protein of 817 amino acids. The record is from RefSeq and is a predicted model, not a curated record.